Oldenlandia corymbosa var. corymbosa is the source of this 2932-nucleotide messenger RNA. The record is from the annotation of a GenBank genome assembly. NCBI's taxonomy places the organism in Eukaryota, Viridiplantae, Streptophyta, Magnoliopsida, Gentianales, Rubiaceae.
AGAGAGAGAGAGAGAGAGAGAGGAAACAUGAAUAAUGAAUUCAUCUUCAUCCAACCUCAAAGCGCCCAAAAUAUUACGUUGGCGCAUCCUUCUCUGAAACUGCAUCAAUUCAGUUAAAUUCCAAAUCAUGAUGAUAAUUGUUGUGGAAAACUAGAAAUAAUAUCCUAAAACAAUGGUGGGCUCAUCACACGGUUAUUAAGUUAUUAUUAUAUAUUAUAGUCAGAAAACAACAACAAAGAUGACACAAGUUUUUCCCUAAGCAAAAGUUGACCAGGAAUUGGAAGUCUUUCUGUGGAUUAGAAUUGGGUCCAUCAAGAAGAAAAAUAAAAAAUUGAAAUUCUAAGUCCCAUGUUUCUUCUGUUCAUGAUACCAACUUUGCCACUAUGCCAAUGGGGAAGGCAUUAGUUAGAAGUUGAGGCCUUGAAGGUACAAAGGAAUCUUGUUAUAUAAACAAAAAAAUCCAAUCUUUUUUUCUUCCAUUCCAGAAUCCAGAACUGAGCUAGGUAGCUAACAACCCUAAAAAUGAUGUUGUUCAAGACACCAUUUUUAUUUCCUUUGGUGGUAAUCUUCUUCCUCUGUUUCCAGAAUUUGAUUCAGAUUCAAGCACAACCAGUCAAUUAUGGAUAUAGUUGCAGCCCAAGUCAAGCCAAUUAUCCCUGUCAAACAUAUGUUUUCUUCAGAGCUAUGGGUCCAGAUUCCCUUGAUUUAGCUUCUGUUGGUGAUCUGUUCUCAGUUAGCAGAAAGAUGAUUGCUGAACCCAGUAAUUUCAAUGUAUCCAUUUCUAAUGCAACUUCUCCACUCAUCCCUGAUCAACCCCUUCUUGUUCCCAUCAAUUGUGGGUGUAAUUUCAUCAAUUCCAGUUUUGGCAACCUUUCUUAUGCUGGGCUGAAUUUCACAUUCCAAAGUGGUGAUACCUUUUGGAAAGUUUCCACUCAGGAUUACCAAAACCUCACAACUUACCAAUCUGUUGAAGUUGUGAAUCCAACUCUUGUGCCUGAAAAGCUACAAAUUGGUAGUAGUGCUGUUUUCCCCAUAUUUUGCAAGUGUCCCAAUUCAACACAAUUGCAGCAGGGCAGAACCAAUUAUCUCAUUACCUAUAUUUAUCAUCCUGAAGAUAACUUGACUUCUGUUGCUUCCAGGUUUGGGACAACUCCACAGGCCAUUACUGAUGUUAAUGGUAACAAUAUUAGUGCUUUCGACCCGAUUUUUAUCCCGGUAUCCCGGCUUCCUCUGCUUUCACAGCCUGCAGUUCCACCCACUAAUGCUUCUGCUCCGCCUGCUCCACAACCUCAAAUUACAUCUAAAGAUGAUAGAAAAGGUGCAGUCAUAGGACUAGGAAUUGGGCUUGGGAUUUGUGGGAUUUUGUUGAUAUUAGUCCUUGGUUUAUGUCUUAAGAGGGAGAGAUCACUGAAGAAAAAACUAGCAGGAAUGAAAGAUGUUGAGAAAAGGCAGUAUGAUAAAGGGGAAAGGGCAUUGUUGAAAGAUGCAGGGGUGAGUUUAUUGGCUGAUGUUGCAGACUACUUAGACAAGUAUAAAGUGUUUGAUAUUGAGGAAUUGAGGGAAGCAACAGCUGAUUUUGAUGAGAAUUUGUUGAUUCAAGGUUCAGUUUAUAAAGGUACCAUUGAUGGGGAAGUUUAUGCCAUCAAGAAGAUGAACUGGAAUGCCUAUGAAGAACUCAAGAUCUUACAGAAGGUGAACCAUGGUAAUUUAGUGAAGCUAGAGGGCUUUUGCAUUGAUGCAGAAGAAGCAAAUUGUUACCUGGUAUACGAAUAUGUCGAAAAUGGUUCUCUUAAUACAUGGCUGCAUGGUGAGAAAAAGGGAAAGCUAAGCUGGAAAUCCAGGCUGCGAAUCGCAAUUGAUGUUGCGAAUGGUCUGCAAUAUAUACACGAACACACAAGACCACAGGUUGUUCACAAAGAUAUCAAAAGCAGCAACAUUCUACUGGACUCAAAUAUGAGAGCCAAGAUUGCGAAUUUCGGGUUGGCAAAAACAGGCUGCAAUGCCAUCACAAUGCACAUUGUCGGAACUCAAGGCUACAUUGCUCCUGAAUAUCUCACUGAUGGGGUGGUUUCCACUAAAAUGGAUGUUUUCUCUUUCGGGGUAGUGUUGCUUGAGCUCAUAACGGGUAAAGAGGCGAUCGAUGAAGAAGGGAAGGUUUUGUGGGCUAAAGUCGGUGGAAUUUUGGAGGGAACAGAAGACAAGAAGGUGAACAAACUGAGGGAAUGGAUGGAUGAGGAUAUACUUGGGGAGACUGUCUCCAUGGAAAGUGUUUUGAAUGUGAUGACUGUUGCCAUUGCCUGUGUGAACCGAGAUCCCGGGAAAAGGCCUAGCAUGGUGGACAUUGUGUAUGCAUUAUGCAAGAGUGAUGAUGUUCUGUCUGAUCUUUCUGAAGAAGGACUAUCUCCAAGGCCCCCAGUGACAGCAAGAUGAAUUGAGCUAACAGUCUCACACACUCGCACACUCUUUGAGAUACAUCUUAGACCUUACGCCUUUUCCGAUCUCUAUCUUCGUUAAAACCUUUACCACUCAGACCGAGAUCGAUUACACUUCGAGACGCAUAAACUACAUAUAUGCUCUUUGUUUUUUGGUUUGUUAGGACUGUAAAUUCUGUAAUCUCCAGUGUUACAUUGCUGUUUUCGUGCUGCAUUUGUCCUGAUCAAGAAGGUUAUAAUAGUAGUAUUAUUUUGCAAAACACAUAUAAUCCCACUUAGGCUGAAAUGGCUAAUCGGCUGCCCCAAAAUGUCAUCUUUGGGCCUAACUUAGUGGGCUAGUUAGUAGUCUAGAUCCCCACUAAAAGCCCAUAACCCUCAAUUUUAUUUCAAUUGCAAUUAUAUGUAUAUAUAUGUAUCUAAAGAUUAAAUAAACUAAUAUUCCAUCUUUCUUCUUUCUUUCAUUUUUUUCCCCUAAUAUUAAGAAAUCACUUUCAUUAAAA